This is a messenger RNA of Rotaria sp. Silwood1, 258 nucleotides long. Lineage: Eukaryota; Metazoa; Rotifera; Eurotatoria; Philodinida; Philodinidae. The record is from the annotation of a GenBank genome assembly.
AUGUUUCAACUUCCACUUCAACCCAUCAACCUCGCUAAUCACCAAAAUAUUGCUGCACAAAACAACAGCAGCAGCAACAACAACAAUAUUCCACCAGCUCCACCAUUUCAAGAUAAUAGUGGUCGUGAUCGUGUUAGACGUGGUGGUUUUGGUGGUCAUCUUCGUCGUGUUGGUCGUGGCUGUGCUCGAGGUGGUUCUGGUGAGGUUGGUGGUAUUAGUAAUGGUAACAAUAUUCAAACUCGUCGUGCUACAUGUUAA